AUGUUAAAUACGCGAAGUCUUGAAGAAAAACAGAAAUUAAGACAAGAUCUUCAAGUGGCAACAGAAAAUUCUAUUAAAGAAAUUGAAAGUUUAAUUACUGAACGCAACAAACUCUUAGAUAGAGAAUUAGAAACACGUAGUCAAGCUUUAAAUCAAUUGAUUAAUGAAUUGGGUGGAACAGACCAUGAAAUCGAACAAAUGAUUGAAACAGCUAUGGAUUUGCAAAGUGAUGAUGAACAUUGGAAUUUUUGA
Rotaria sp. Silwood2 is the source of this 252-nucleotide messenger RNA. The record is from the annotation of a GenBank genome assembly. Lineage: Eukaryota; Metazoa; Rotifera; Eurotatoria; Philodinida; Philodinidae.